UGGAGCCUUGGUGCGGCCCUCCUCUAGGUCAGAUCGCUCGCCGCCACUGUCAAGGCCACGCGCUCUCCCCGGGUUGUCUGUUACUGCGCCGGUGUGGAUUCUUGGUCGUCCGUUAUAAGAAGAAAGAUUAACUAGAAUAGUGAACUUGGUUUCUGAACAGAGUGCUACAGUGCCCCCAUCUGAGUGAAAUAUGUAAUACUAAUCCACUCUGUAUUUUGCACUGAGCAGUGAAUACAGCAGAAAUGGGGCUGUUAAAACAAUUAGUGAUCACUGUGCUGGUGAUUGGCGUGUCGUCCACCACCACCGAGCAGCCUCCUGAAACCACCGUCAGUUCAACUCUUACACCAACUCCUUCCUCCAGUUCUCCAUUGACAUCAUCCUCAACCAUCGAGCCUCCUGCCGAAGUCGAGGAGCCGAAUGAGGUCCCUGUGCUACCGAGUGCGUCGAUUAGGCAAAUGGAAAUUCCAGCUGUGGUUGAAGAGGUCCCUUCUAACUGGUCAGAUGACCAUUCCACGCCCGAGGACGACAGUUCAGAAGCAGACGUGUAUGACGAAGAAUAUGUAGAUGAUCAUGACUAUACUGAAUACCCUGGAUAUUAUUAUAAUGAAGAAUAUGUCUACGAGGACUACGAGACGUAUAAUGGCAACGACACUGAGCUUCCCACGGAGGAGGAUUUCCAAAAAAAUGUUCCUGGAUCCCUUCACGAUGACAAGGACGUCAUCAUCAGUAGAGAUAAUGUGAUACCUAUAAUAAAGACAUUAAUUCUAGCAUGUACUGGCAAGCAGAAUCCCACUUACCCUGAGUUGCUGAAGGCCGGAGGCAUGACAGCUUUUAAGACGAGUCUCAAGCACCUCGGAGACGAAAAGCUGGGAGUCAACCUCCUCACGUUAGCGAAGAAACUCACAUCAGUAUUAGACAGUGACGAAAGCGAGAAAGACGCAGAGGAAGAUUUCUUGAGCGAAAUGGCUCAAGAAUUUCUUGGAUCUCAUCGCUUCAAGUUAGUACUUCCGGAGAGUAUUCUGCUGCAUGAAAAAGAGCUCAAGGAACUGCUGACCAAGCGCAUGGAGGAAUCCGAAGUGGAAGGGCGCUCAGCCUCCACAGAGGAGAGUCAGCUGACGAUCUUCAUGCCUCGUUCGGACCCUGGAGUCACCACUUUGUUCUCCUUCAGUCCUGCCUGGGUUGCGCUUUUCACGGGCCUGCUGUCUCUCCCCUACUUCUUGUCCGAGGAUUCGCCAGCUCCCGUGGCCCGCGCUGACCGGCCGCGCCAUCCCUUCCGUCAGCUGCGUCCUCCCAGCUUGCCUCCUACCCUCCAACACCAGCGAAGGGAUCUAACUGACGGUCCGCCACAAAAUCAGCCAUUAGAUGAAGAAUUCUUGGAUUACAAGAAAAAAUACGCUCAGUGGUACCACCAGUGGUAUCUGAAGCACAAAGAAUACUACGAUAAAAACUAUCCAUUUAAUCCACAAGGUCUAGCUCAAGUCGGUCCUCCACCAGUUGGCCCGGCGGGGCAUCCACCUGUUAGGCCUGCAAAACCCAGAGGAGCCCCUAGGGUCCCCCCCACCCCUCGUCGGAAGCCUAAACCUCCUCCACAGAGACGUCGCAAGCCAGCUGUACAGAACGCGCCGCCACAAAGAGGGCCUCCAAAACGCCGUAGGGUUCGUCCAGGACGCCUGCCCCCUCAGCGCGUGCCUCCCCCCGCCCGUCCUCAAGUAGAAGUACCUCGUGAUACUGACUCUAGCCCAGUCAACGCUGUUACAAAGACCCAUCCGAAUACAUUUGGGACAUUCCAGAGCGAAAAUAACCACGGAGACUCUCACUUCCGGGUGUUUCACGGCCAAGAAGUCCCUAUCCCAGCAAGUGUGCCAGUACCAGUGCCAGUGCCCUCAAAGGUUCCCAGCCCACAACCCGUGUACAUUCCGACAACAAAUGCUCCCCCAACCACGGAAACUGGUUUUAAGCCCAUCAUCAAGCCAGACGCUCCAGUGUCAGGCGACACGCCUCUAGUGCGGACUCAGACAGUUAGCGAGUCAGUCCUUGUACCUAAACAGGUGAAACCAAACUUCAGGCCCCAGAAACAGGAUGACUUGUUAGUGAAGGACAAACCGACCCCUGUGCCUAAGAGGAAGCCAGCAACAGUGCCGGAGCUCGCCCCCGGUGGCUUCAAGCCCAUUCCUUGGCUGGCAAGCGUGUCACCCGAGACCACUACACGCAAGGUGUCAAGCGUCACCUCCAGCAUAUUCAAAACAACGCCUGAAAAUAUUCCGACGGAACCCACCACCCCUCGACCGGCAGUCUUCGUGAGGACGGAGAAGAGCGUGAGGGUGGUGACGUCAUCAUCCGUUGUCGCUCCCCAAGCCCACCAGGCUCCUGUGAAACAGGCGCCGAAAAAACAGAGCCGUCAUCAGGAAUCCCAAUCAUUUCCUCACAGUUUGCAAGUGACUGCGAGCUUGCAGGCAGAGGAGAGCAAACCGACUGCUAUCAUAGAGGCCGUGCCUGUGGGACCACAAUUCUUGAGGAGCCACCAGCCGGCACCCGCUGCCGCCCCUGGACCUAAUGUUCUCAGCCGGGGCAGCAUCAGAACCAACGUUCCCACUAAUAUAAGGGUGGUGGACCACCGUCGGCCCCAGGGCUUCGGACUUGGACCUAAACCAAGCGAAGUGACCGUGCCAUCAACCACCACUACCACUACUACUACCACCGCCAGUACCACUCAAGCUCCCUCCUUCACAUCCACCACCGUUCCAGUCUUUGCUUUGGAUCCCUUCUACGGAUCUAGGCUCUCCCGCAUCGACGUCAUCUUCCACCAGCUCAAAGUUGAGGGAGAAGGGUGCAGGGAGCAGGUGGUGUGCAACAUCUACAAGAACCCAGAAGCCUUCACACCUUUCAGUGACUUCCUUUCCCGCCAACUGACAGUAACUCUGGAUGAGCUGAGAAGGCCUAAGGUGUCUGAUGAGAGAAUUCUGCGGUUCUUCCGCUACCUAAAGGCAGCAAGAGAUGGCCAGGACGGGGGCAACUGUCUUGUCCUGUACUCAGAUUGUGCCCAGGACACCAACACGCUCUCCCACCAGCCCAUCCUAAACACUUACCAGAAAGUGUCUCGCCUUAUGGAUGUCUCCUCCAGCUAGAGGUCCGCAUCUCUGACCCUCGAUGUGAACUCGGCUAGUGUGCUAGAGACAUUGAAAAGAAAAAAAAUUGUUCCGACGGGGGUAUAUUCCCACGAUUUUGAGUAACAGAGACAAAGAACGCAGCCACUGACCAGUUUGUCAGAGGCAACAAACAAAAAGGCAUUUUUUGAAAACAUUUCUUAUCAACUCCCGAGUGGGAGAAGAAAAUGUAAACUUGGUGAAAAGUUUCCCCCUCAUCGCUUCAUUGUGUAAGAAAUGUACACGUAGUCUGUUGUCUUCUAUUUAGGUGAUGAGGGAAGACUUCUCUAAAAAUAGUGGACGUUUCUCUUAAAAUAGUGGACGUAUUAGGUGAAGAGAAAAUUGGAUCACCCAGUCAGUAAGGGCCGCCAGUUCAAUGACUCCAGAAGGUCAAAACGACUACCAGUUUUUUGUUCCGUUGACCCAGAGAGGCGCAGCUGAUCUUGGGAUGCUACCUGGCUCUCCCAUUUAGCUCCUCACAUCUGGCAAGUCUUGCUGAUUAUUUUCAGUCUCAUUUCAUCCCCUAUCAUGAUUCCCGGCAUUAAUUAAUACUCAAGCUUGUGACGUACGGUCCAGUGCACAGUUUGAACUAGAAAAUGUAUCUUCUAGAGUAGCGAAAUGUGAAUCUUAUCUUAGGACUGAAAAGAGAGGAAGGGUACAAGGACUGUCACCUCCGUAAUGAACAACAUCACAAAAUUAUCAUCGCACACAGACGCUCACAUAUACAAGCUGCGGUUAUACUUAUUCCUUGUAUCAGGCGCCAGUAUAGAUAGCCUUGUGUGUGACAUGUGUUGUGUUGCUACGCUCACGUUCCAAAGUCUUGGCAUCUUUUAGAGGACAAAGUGUGACUACUUAUAGACAUUUAGUAUUUUCUUCCUCACCCUGUCACCUCCAUUUGGGGCAGCUGACCUGGCACGUUGGUCUUCGGUGCAUGUUGCCAAAUCUGCUCAGUGUUGCUUGCUCCAUGUUUACCUGCUUUCUCUAGCACGUCCUCCCCCUCCACACACACACACACACACACACACACACACACACACACACACACACACACACACACACACACACACACAUACAUACAUACAUAUACAUCACCGUCGCAUCACAAGGCCAGACAUGACCUUGAUAACUCAGGUUUUUCUCUCUCUGUGUUUCGUGUUACUCUUGCGACGCCAGCAACCGUGUCUCACUCCCUUCCUAGUUCUAGAAGUCUUCGCUCUCAUACUUUGAUCACCUUAUUUAUCGUCUAAGUUAUUUAUAUAUUUAUUAAUUUACUUAUGUCUAAUUUAAGUGAGAAGGAAGAAGGUUAAUCGUGUUCUGUGGUUACAAAACACAAGGAAGUGAAUUCAUGGAUCAGAGUUUCAUACAAUAUUCAAUAAAGUUACGAGUGUGUGAA
Messenger RNA from Scylla paramamosain (green mud crab), 4536 nucleotides. RefSeq lists its product as uncharacterized. The record is from RefSeq and is a predicted model, not a curated record. The coding region runs from base 243 to 3125 and encodes 960 amino acids. The transcript has 7 exons. NCBI's taxonomy places the organism in Eukaryota, Metazoa, Arthropoda, Malacostraca, Decapoda, Portunidae.